AUGGGAGCAGAUGAUAAUCUGGAGGCAGCAGCAAUUGUGACAAUAAAUGCCCUACGCGAGGUGCUCAAUGCCCAUCAAGCUGAAUCUGCAUGUCCCAGCCACAAGGACCUCAUUGUCUGCGCUGCAUUGGACAAAGCAAGCCAAGACCUUACACACCUUGAACGUGCUGACCUCCUCCAGCUCAAUGUUACAGCAUUGAAGUUGACAACACCUCUGCCGAAGUAUGUUGCACUUUUUGAAGGCAUGCCAGUUAUUUUGCGCAGCCAGAACCUGUCAACAGAAUUGGGUGUGACUAAUGGCACUCAAGGAAUAGUCCAGAAAAUCUUCACCGAUGUUUGUCCUACAGGGUUCAUGUAUGCCACUUGUGUGUUGGUGGAAUUCCCGCACAGCAAAGUUCAAUUAAGUGAACUGCCGAAGGGCUAUUACCCCAUUGUACUGUCGACAUGGUCAUUCACAACCUCUCUUGCACACACCACCGGCCAAAGCGAGAAGAUUUGA
Messenger RNA from Suillus subalutaceus, 498 nucleotides. RefSeq lists its product as uncharacterized. The record is from RefSeq and is a predicted model, not a curated record. NCBI's taxonomy places the organism in Eukaryota, Fungi, Basidiomycota, Agaricomycetes, Boletales, Suillaceae. The coding region runs from base 1 to 498 and encodes 165 amino acids. The transcript has a single exon.